ACUCUACGUCAUCAGCGCUACCCCGCUCUUUCUUCCGCGUGUUAGCAGCAGAACGUCGCAGCUCUUUUCUUGUUGUUGGUCUCAGCAGAAACAGCGUAGAGGAAGAUGGCUGCUGUCGGGCUGCAGAGGAAGAGGCUCCUUAGGGACGAGGACAUGACCAAGGUGGAGUUUGAGACCAGCGAGGAGGUGGACGUCACCCCAACCUUCGACACGAUGGGCCUGAGGGAGGACCUGCUCCGCGGCAUCUACGCUUACGGUUUUGAGAAGCCAUCAGCAAUCCAGCAGAGAGCCAUUAAGCAAAUCAUCAAAGGCCGGGACGUCAUCGCCCAGUCUCAGUCUGGAACAGGAAAGACAGCCACCUUCUGUGUGUCGGUGCUGCAGUGUCUGGACAUCCAGGUGAGGGAAACGCAGGCUCUGAUCCUCGCUCCAACCAGAGAGCUGGCCGGACAGAUCCAGAAGGUGCUGCUGGCUCUGGGGGACUACAUGAACGUCCAGUGUCACGCCUGUAUCGGAGGGACCAACGUGGGUGAGGACAUCAGGAAGCUGGACUACGGACAGCACGUGGUCUCAGGGACACCGGGACGGGUGUUUGAUAUGAUUCGCCGCAGGAGUCUGAGGACCAGAGCCAUCAAGAUGCUGGUUCUGGACGAGGCGGACGAGAUGCUCAACAAAGGUUUCAAGGAGCAGAUCUACGAUGUGUACCGCUACCUGCCUCCGGCCACUCAGGUGGUUCUGAUCAGCGCCACGCUGCCUCACGAGAUCCUGGAGAUGACCAACAAGUUCAUGACCGACCCGAUCCGCAUCCUCGUCAAACGUGACGAGCUGACUCUGGAGGGCAUCAAGCAGUUCUUUGUGGCCGUGGAGAGAGAAGAGUGGAAGUUCGACACUCUGUGUGAUCUGUACGACACGCUGACCAUCACGCAGGCCGUCAUCUUCUGCAACACCAAGAGGAAGGUGGACUGGCUGACGGAGAAGAUGAGAGAGGCCAACUUCACGGUGUCGUCGAUGCACGGCGACAUGCCUCAGAAAGAGAGGGAGUCCAUCAUGAAGGAGUUCAGAUCUGGAGCCAGUCGUGUGUUGAUCUCUACGGAUGUUUGGGCUCGAGGUCUCGACGUUCCUCAAGUUUCUCUGAUCAUCAACUACGACCUGCCCAACAACCGAGAGCUCUACAUCCACAGGAUUGGUCGUUCUGGCCGCUACGGCCGUAAAGGCGUGGCCAUCAACUUUGUGAAGAACGACGACAUCCGGAUCCUGCGUGACAUCGAGCAGUACUACUCCACCCAGAUCGACGAGAUGCCCAUGAACGUGGCCGAUCUGAUCUGAUGACGUCUCUCCGGAGCCCCGCCCCUUUUAUCUUUCUUUAGUUUAAAGUGUUUCUCAAUUUGAGGUGAAAACAACUGUAAGAAGCUGAUGUUUUUGUAAAUAAAGUUUAUUUUGAUUUCACUUAAA
This is a messenger RNA of Cyclopterus lumpus (lumpfish), 1449 nucleotides long. It is a transcript of the gene eif4a3, whose product is annotated as eukaryotic translation initiation factor 4A3. The record is from RefSeq and is a predicted model, not a curated record. NCBI's taxonomy places the organism in Eukaryota, Metazoa, Chordata, Actinopteri, Perciformes, Cyclopteridae. The coding region runs from base 106 to 1323 and encodes 405 amino acids. The transcript is spliced from 12 exons. Gene Ontology annotation, cellular component: nucleolus; catalytic step 2 spliceosome. Gene Ontology annotation, molecular function: ATP binding; RNA helicase activity; mRNA binding.